Symbiodinium natans is the source of this 2013-nucleotide messenger RNA. The record is from the annotation of a GenBank genome assembly. NCBI's taxonomy places the organism in Eukaryota, Dinophyceae, Suessiales, Symbiodiniaceae.
AUGGGCCGAGCUACCACUUCGCGCCAGGAUGCAAGGUGUGCUCGCGCCCGGCGCUUGGUGCGUUUGGGAGACACGCUGCCAAGGAUCGCCUGCCUUGCCGCCAUGUUCCUGGUUCUCUUCAGCCUCUCCCUGAUCUUGGGCCCGCAGGAGCCGACCUACGACCAUGCACACAAUGCACGGACUUGCUCCAUCUGCAGCGGUCGGCCGCUGCUUGGGUUGAGAAGUUUCGGUGGGUUGGUUCUAGGACUUUCGGUCGUCAUGCUCACGCUGAAGCACCAGAUCCUGCCACGAGUCGUUGCUCCGGGCCAGUUCGAGGCUGGGUUCUGUUUGGGCAAGUACUACGGCUUCGGUGCGCAGAUCCUCUACCACUGCGUGCUGGCCGUCUGCUUCCUCGUGGCUUCCUGUACCCGGUCGCCCGCUUUGUACCACGUGGCAACCUUGGCCGAGCCCGCCUACUGCACGCUGGAUGUACUUCUGCUGCUGUGCACCGGUGUCUCCUUCACCCACUGGCAGGCCCUCCCGCUCUUGGUGCACCACACGAUCUCCUGUGCCUGCACCCACGCCUUGAUGUACGGCCUGCCGGAAUCCAUCUUCGGGCUCCUGUUGCAGCUGGUGUUCCAUGCCUCCAGCGCCGUGUGCCUGGGUAUCGCCAACGCUCAAAUGACUCCGAGCCUCAAGCUCACGUCCCAAGAGAGGCUGUCAAUGCAGAGCCUGUCCCUGGAGAUUUGGGCACUCACACGCGUUUGCUUCGUCUUCUGCUUGGCCCUUUGCCUUCUGUCGGAGGCUGCGCAGCUUUCGAACCGGCAUGUUGUCAUGGUGGAGCUGAGCAUGGCGCAUUUGGGGUCCUUUGCCUUUGUCAUCCUCAAGACGCCAAUCCUCACCCAUGCUCUGCGGGAGGCGAUGCAAGAUUACAUCUCGGAGCACGUGCAUCACAACAUGCACAAGGUGGUGGUGGCGUUGCACGACGUGGAAAUUGGCUUGCAAAGCUCACAGCUCAACGUCGUAAAAGUGUCCUCAUGCGCCUUCUGCUGUAGACAGGCUGCCGAGCUCCUCUUGGUGUCGAUUGACAAGCAAGGCAUUGACGGCCUGAAACUUUCAGCUCCUACCUGCGCAAUCCUGCGAAAAGCCGGCUGGGCACUGGCCGCAGAGGAAGCUCCCAAGGAGCCCGUGGUCGCAGAAGGAGCUCCCAAGGAGUCCCUGGCCAUCGUCAAGGCUGAGGAGGUCGGAAACCUCGUAGCCGAUGACGAGUGGCUGGGCCUUGGCAUAGAGCUGGGCAUCGUGCUGCGCAGCGCGGUGCGAGAAAGCAUCAAGGGCCGAGUUCGGGACUUCAUCGGCAAAGACAGCUACGAGUUCGGCGACCUCAGCAAGGAGGCCGAUGCUCGAGUGAAGGCGGUGAUUGCGGACAUGCGUGGGAAGGAGAAUUACGAACUUGGCGACCUGACCCUGGCUCUCGAUAACAUCGUCAAGGACGAAGUCUGCCGACUCUCUGGCAAGGACCCGGGCGAGUACGAGAUGGGCGACUUGUCAAAGGAGAUCGAUCGCCGUGUGAAAGUCGUCGUGGCGGACUUCUGUGGCAAGGAGACCUACGAACCUGGUGACCUCACGCGAGAGGUCCAGCGCCGGGUGUCGAACACGGUGGCGGACUUCACCGGUAAGGAGGAUUACACCUUCGGCGACAUCACGAGAGAGCUGAACAAUCGCCGAACAGAGUGGAUGAAGAGCUACCUUGGCAAGGAGGACUACCAGUUUGGUGACAUCACAAAGAAAGUGCUGUCGGACUUCACGGGCAAAGAGGACUUCACGCUUCUUCGACGUGAAGUUACCAAGGACAGCGCUGAGACGCUCUCCCUGGCCGAUGACAUCUACAUCGAGGAGCUCCGAAAGACGGGGCACUAUGACAAGAUCGGCCAGGCGGAUUGGUACGACAUGCCUCACGAUGUGCUGGCGCGCAUCUCCAAUCGUAUCAUCAAUGAGGUAUCGAAGACCAUUGGCUUCCUUGGCCCUUGCGCGUAG